Messenger RNA from Leptomonas pyrrhocoris, 2467 nucleotides. RefSeq names its product serine/threonine protein phosphatase-like proteincalcineurin-like phosphoesterase-like protein. The record is from RefSeq and is a predicted model, not a curated record. The transcript has a single exon. Gene Ontology annotation, molecular function: protein serine/threonine phosphatase activity. NCBI's taxonomy places the organism in Eukaryota, Euglenozoa, Kinetoplastea, Trypanosomatida, Trypanosomatidae. Bases 590 to 2467 code for a protein of 625 amino acids. Gene Ontology annotation, cellular component: cytoplasm; nucleus.
AGAAAAACCGAGCGACGAGAAAGCAGCGUAGAUUCUUCCUCAUUCAUAGUUCAACUGUCUUGGAAGAGAAAGUAAAAGGACGCAUAGCCUACUGUGUAAUUCGACGGGUGGUGUGUCUUAAAGUGUUGCUGCAGCAUCUCAUCUGCCUUGCAGUCCCGCCUGAUUAUUUCGUCGUUCAUUGCUGUUUUCAAAAACAAAAAAGAAAAGUACAAAUUACUUUGUUUGCGCUCCCCCCUCCUCCUUUGAGAGUUUUGCUGCGUGUGCAUGUCGAUGGUAAUCUACGAUUUACAAUAAUUCAUCAUAAUUAUAUCUAUAUAUCGAAGAAAAUAACUGCAUAAGUACACUCCUUUUGUUUGUUCCGAAUAGAGAGGAAACGAGACGGAGAAAUCCUCUGGCUUAUCCACGCUGCACCGCUCAAUAAAGUCGAUAAUAAGUGCGUAAAGAAGGGAGAGCUCUGUCUUUUUUUGUUUUUGCGGUGCAUUACCACUUUCUCAUUUCCAGCAGAUUGUACUGGAAGUACAUUUUCUCUCUCUCUCUCUCUAUAUAUAUAUAGCGCGAUAGAUUGCGAAAGCAAUAAGGGAAACCAAAGAUGUCGUCUCCGGAGGAUGUGCUGUACUACCUCUACGACCCUAAAGUGGUCUUUCCGGCGCGCAACAAGUACAUUCGGGUCAUAUCAGAGCUCAUCGCGGGCUACUACGACUCGUCGUACAUCAACAACAUCGAUAUAAUGGACGUCUUGCGUGGCGGGGCCGUGGAGGCAAUCGAGUUGUGCCGCGACGCGCGCGAGAUCUUAACAAAGGAGCCGACCGUGCUGGAUGUAGAUGUCAGCGACAAUGAUGAAUUGGUGCUUGUGGGCGACAUCCACGGACAGUUCAACGAUUUACUUCACAGUGUGUUGUCGGUGCAGCUCAGCAAAUCAGCACCGGUCCGAGACUCCUCGGCGGUGACCUCCUCGUCGCCGGAGGUGUGUAUGGAAACCGGCGGUGAGGAGAGCGGUGGGGUCCCGCGCUCGCCGGCCCCCGCUGCCUCGUGGAAUCGCGUGAACAGCAGCGAGUUCGCCUCGCAGCCGGACAAGACCAUUCGCUUUUUGUUUCUCGGCGACUACGUCGACCGCGGCCCGCGCAGCGUUGAGGUGAUUGUGCUGUUGCUGGCGCUGAAGAUUGAGUACCCUCAGCACGUUUUUCUCCUUCGCGGCAAUCACGAGGAGGCGCAGACGAGCCGUCUCUACGGCUUUUACAGCGAGUGUCGAGCAAAACUCUUUGUUGUGCUGCGCAGCGAAGGGGAGCUGAUGCUGAGCGGGACGGAGUCGCUCAUUCAACGCACGUUGAGCAGAAACAGCUGCGACGGGGAGGGGAGGGCGGACAGCGACGAGGACGAUGACGGCAAUGCUGUGGGGCAAACACAAAGUAUUCGGAAUGUAGCGUGCGAAGAGGACCCCACGGGCUCCUCUGGCUCGCUGAUCUGCCCCAAUUUCGGCUCUCUUUUUAACGUUGACGGCGCGGUGGAUGCGUGGAUGUCUUUCAACGCCACAUUUUGUUGGCUGCCCCUCGCCGCCGUGGUGAGUUGCAGCGCCGGUCGUUUCUUCUGCGCCCACGGAGGGCUGAGUCCGGCACUGCACCGCAUCUCGCAACUGCGCCGCGUACGUCGCGAGACCUACGGCUCCGAGAAGUGCGAGACGACGACCUCCGCGUGCAGCAGCAACACCUGCAGCUCACGCAGCAGCCCUGAGCCGUCGCCACAGGAGAUGUGCACGAGCCCGGUCGCACGACGCGGGCCCCACCAAAUCAUCGAUGGCCUGCUCUGGUCAGACCCGUCAGAAUCGCAGUCGGGGUGUCGGACGAACGUGCGGGGCUGCGGCUACAGUUUCGGCCCCGACGUGACACGGCGGUUUCUAGACGCGAAUUACGGCUAUGUGCCCCCGCACCGUCACGCACGCGAGGAGAACGAAGACGAGGGCGGGGGCGACGGGCCGAGCUUCCCUCUGACCUCGUCCACCGCCACGGUGAAACGGGAGGCGGCGCUGUCGGAGUCGCAGGGGAUGCAGUUCAUCAUGCGCGCCCACCAGUGCGUGAAGGCGGGCUACCAGUGGACGCAGGAGCGCCUAGUGAUCACCAUCUUCUCCGCACCGAAUUACUGCGGCAUGAACGGGAACAAGGGUGCCAUUGCGAUGUUGCGUGGCGCUGCGCAGAGCCGCGGCAGCCAAAUCCAGCUGGAGUUCAAAACCUACGACAGUUUCAAGCGGGUCUUGUCGACGCCGGGGUCUCAGGUGAGGCUCGGGAAACGGGAGAAUAGUGCGAGCGGCGGCAACCUCUACGCGGCUGGCGGAGGCGGAGGUGGGAGUGGUGCGGUUGCGAACGGUGCCGCCAACAGCAGCAGCAGCAGUCAAGCGCGUCCCUAUCAGCCGCCAAACCGCAACGUGGUGAACAACCCUGUGUUGGAAGCCUACUUUGGCUCGUCAAAUCGGUAA